Equus caballus (horse) is the source of this 1769-nucleotide messenger RNA. RefSeq names its product CD177 antigen (gene CD177). NCBI's taxonomy places the organism in Eukaryota, Metazoa, Chordata, Mammalia, Perissodactyla, Equidae. Gene Ontology annotation, cellular component: plasma membrane; plasma membrane raft. The record is from RefSeq and is a predicted model, not a curated record. Gene Ontology annotation, biological process: leukocyte cell-cell adhesion; cell-cell junction maintenance; positive regulation of neutrophil degranulation.
GACCCCAUGUGAACCUGGUGGUCAGCAAGGGCUGCACCCCGGAGGCAGAUCACGAGGCCCGUGUCACCCAGCACAGGGCAGGGCCCGGCCUCUCCAUCGUCUCCUACACCCACGUGUGCCGCAACAAGGACUUAUGCAACAAUGUCCCCAACACCUUCCCUCUCUGGGACUCAUUGCCCCCAACAGUCCCGGGGUCCGUGCGGUGCCCAGUCUGCUUGUCCACAGAAGGCUGUGCAUCUGCAACAGAGCUGACCUGCCCUGCUGGGGACACACAUUGCUACAAUGGGAUCCUCCUGAUCAGGGGAGGGGGCAUCUUCACCAAUCUGAGAGUGCAGGGGUGCACGUCUCAAGCAGGCUGCAACCUGCUUAAUAACAUUGAAAAAAUUGGGGCCCUGACUGUGCGUGAGUACUGCAUCCAUGAAGACCCUGCUUCAUCCAACCAAGCUGUCCUGACCUGUCAAAGGGGAGUCAUGGUGAAGUUGCAGACAAACUCGGCUCAGACACCCGUCGAAUGGACCGCGAGAGGGUCCCAGACGUGUGAGGCUGGAGAGAUGUGUCAGGAGACGCUUCUGUUGGUAGACGUAGGACACAGAUCACUCAUAGUGGGGAGCAAGGGCUGCACCCAGAUCAGGACACAUGAAUCCCCGACUGUCACCGUCCACUCGGGGCCCCCCGGAAUGCUCGUCGCCUCCUACGCCCGGUUCUGCUCCUCCAGCGGGUGCAACAGGGCCGACAGCAGCAGUGUCCUGUUGGACGCCAUCCCCCGUCCAGCUCCCCCUGUCCCUGGAGACCUGCAGUGUCCUGCCUGUGUUGAGUUGUUUGGAUCCUGCUCAGAGAACUCUGAUAUUGUUACCUGCCCCAAGGGCACCAUUCGUUGUUACCGUGGUUCCAUAAAUCUCAGGGGAGGUGGGCUGUCCUCCUCAUUGGACCUGCAGGGCUGCAUGGCCCAACCUUCCAGAUAUCUGUUGAACCAUAUCCGCAAUAUUGGGGUCUUCUCCGUGAUCGAAACCCUCUCCACACGGCUACAAGACAAAAAAGACAGUUUUAUUACUGAAUGAGCAUUAAACCAGAAUGUGACGUGCACCACAGGCAAUCCGCUAGGGAACCGCAAAGACAGAAGGACAGCUCACCCCUUAUCUACCCAGGCAGAUACUGCCCCUCACACACGUGUUCUCAAGGUAAACAAUACGAGUCCUCAUGUAGGAGGACUUGAUGGGGCCAUUGGUCACACUGAGUUCAUUCUAAAUUCAUCUGGUAAUUGGGGCCACCAUCUGUGUUAGUUAACUGACUUUAUCCAAACGAAGAAUAACCUGCUCAUCCCUUUACGACUGGAGGUCAUUUUGCCCCAGGAGUGAGGUGUCCACCUCAGUUAGGCUCCUGCCCUCCCCAGAAGCUGGGAGACAGGGUGCUGUCUUCCCUGCUGAUUGCAUUUCAAAGAGAUGGCUUUCCUGUACUUGAGAAAGACAUCCCUGGGUUGUAAGGCUGGCGAGGGGCUUAUUUACAUUUUUUAAAGAUUUCCAUACAUCUCAAAGGGACAGAGAAAGAAUUUAUAAUUAUACAUUUUCUGAAGAAAAUGCUCUGCAAGAAAGUGGGCUGUCUUUCCCUUUUUGCUCCACGAAAAAAAUUAAUUUCUUUGCUUUUUCAAUUUGUAUUGGCCCUUACAGGGGUUCUUGCAAGAGAAAAGUGGUGCAUUGCGUCAAAUGCUGUAAAACUAGCCUGAGGGACGCCUGGCAGGUUUAGCAAUAAAAGUCUGCAAAUACAAAAAGAAA